GGUCCUGACUGACGUCACUUCCUUUAGUCAACCGGAGAAAUGCCUGUCUGCAGAGGAAGAGUCAACGGGCCACGUUUUUAACAAGGGUAUGUUGUUAGUUUCUGGACUCUGUUACGGUCAAAGUGACGUUAAGAAAUCCGUAGUUGAGUUUCCUAUCCGCUAACGGCUGUAAAGUUAUCGUAAGAGAGAGUAACUGAUUGUUCGGUAAGUUCAGUUGGAGCAGCUCGUGCUCGUGCCCCGCCAAAAGAGGUCCGCGAGGAAGUGACCAUUUUGAAGCUUGGAUCACAGUAAAUCUAAGGAAGGAGCAUGAGUGGGGGAUUCAGCUUCGGACAGUCCACUACGGGCUUCACCUUCGGGGCUCCGAAGACCACCGCCUCUGCCCCGGGAACCGGCUUUGGGAUGGCGGCCUCCACACCUGCAGCCCCAGGUGGAGGGUUCUCCUUCGGAGCUUCCGCCCAGCCCAGCACCAACGCCGGCACCAACCCCAACCCAGGUGGUGCUUUCAGCUUUGGCACCCCAGCAAAGAGCACUGCAGCCGGCGGAGGCUUCUCUUUCGGGACCCCCGCCGCCACAGCAUUUGGCCUGGGUGCAGCUCCUCAGACCACAGCAGCAGCAGCAGCACCACCAGCAGCAGCAACAGGACUGACUCUGGGCUCCACGGCAGCUCCAGCUGCGGGGUCAGGUUUCACCCUGGGUGGAGGUAUGUCCGCGCAGACCACCGCUGCUGCCCCUGCGGGAGGGGGUUUCAGCUUUGGAGCAGCCCCUCAAGUUCAGCAACAACCUGGAGCCCAAGCAGCAGCAGCAGCAGCACCACCAGCAGCAGCACCAGCUGCUGGGGCUGGUGGCGGCGGCGGCGGCGGCCUCUCCUUUGGUGGGUUCAGUUUUGGAGGUACCAAGGUCCAGGUGACCACAGCUGCAGCCACAACCGCUCCCUCAGGAGGAGGCUUCAGCUUUGGCGGCGCUGCUCCUGUCAGCCUUUCCCAGCCACAGCCAGCCUCCACUGCUCCAUCCACAACGGGCCAGGGAGGAGGCGGAGGCGGAGGAGGAUUCGCCUUUGGGAUUAAGCCAUCCUCAACCCCAGCUCCUCCUGCAUCCGUCCAGGCAGCCCCACCUUCAGGCCCGACUCUCUUUGCUUCACCCAUCACCACGUCCUCUGCUCCUGCCUCAGCAGCACCUACAGGCUUUACGCUGGGCUCCACCCUGGGCUCCACCUUGGGGUCCACCUUGGGCUCCACCCUGGGCUCCACCCUGGGGUCCACUCUGGGUGCUGCUCCAGCUUCAGUAGCAAGCACUACUGCUGCCCCAACAACAACAGCAGCAGCAGCAGCAGCAGCAGGUGGAGGUCUGGCUUUUAUGCUGAAACCUCUGGGCUCAGUUCCCGCCACCUCCACCCCUGCUUCCACCGCCGCCGCAGCCGCAGCAGCAGCAGCAGCCGCCGCCACCACAGGUGCUGCCACAGGUGUGGCUACGGGCUUUGCACUGGGACUCAAACCUGCAUCCAGCGUAAGUGCAACGACAGCAGCUACAGCGACAACGCUCGCCACCACCACAGCUCCUCCGGUGAUGACCUACGCACAGCUGGAGGGCCUCAUCAACAAGUGGAGCCUCGAGCUGGAGGACCAGGAGAGACAUUUCUUACAACAGGCAACUCAGGUGAACGCCUGGGACCGCAUGCUGGUGGAGAACGGGGAGAAGAUCACGUCCCUGCAUAAGGAGAUGGAGAAGGUGAAGCUGGACCAGAGGAGGCUUAACCAGGAGCUGGACUUCAUCCUGUCCCAGCAGAAGGAGCUGGAGGACUUGCUCUGCCCGUUGGAGGAGUCGGUGAAAGAGCAAAGCGGAACCAUCUACAUGCAGAACGCCGACGAGGAGCGAGAGAGAACGUACAAGCUCGCAGAGAACGUGGACGCGCAGCUGAAGAGGAUGUCGCAGGACCUGAAGGAGAUCAUCGAGCACCUGAACACGUCCAGCGGUCCGGCAGACACCAGUGAUCCGCUUCAGCAGAUCUGCAAGAUCCUCAACGCCCACAUGGAUUCGCUCCAGUGGAUCGAUCAGAACUCUGUCCUCCUGCAGAGGAGAGUGGAGGAAGUGUCCAAACUGUGCGACACCCAACGCAAGGAGCAGGAGAAAACCUUCCGUUUGACAUUUGACUGAAUAAACACGUCGGCCUGUACGUCGUUACAAUGCUACUUAUGGGAUGUUUUCAUUCAGCGUCCACGAACCGAUGUCUCUGUCAAGAGGCUUCAGAUCUGCAUUUACCAUAAUUCCUAUUAUCCUGUUUUUCCUUGGGUUGUUUUGAGCUGCACAAAUAGUGAUAUUUUCAAUUAAAUGGCCAUUAUAUCGAGUAGUGGACAUGAUAAGUUCAGCUGUAUAUUGUUAUGCUUCCUCUGAAUAGAAUGAUUAAAGAAAUGUUUGGAAUAAGA
This is a messenger RNA of Mugil cephalus (flathead mullet), 2420 nucleotides long. RefSeq names its product nucleoporin 62 like (gene nup62l). Bases 307 to 2151 code for a protein of 614 amino acids. Gene Ontology annotation, molecular function: phospholipid binding; structural constituent of nuclear pore. Gene Ontology annotation, biological process: RNA export from nucleus; protein import into nucleus. The record is from RefSeq and is a predicted model, not a curated record. Gene Ontology annotation, cellular component: nuclear pore central transport channel; nuclear pore. The transcript has 2 exons. NCBI's taxonomy places the organism in Eukaryota, Metazoa, Chordata, Actinopteri, Mugiliformes, Mugilidae.